Molecule: messenger RNA, 1503 nt
Organism: Oncorhynchus mykiss (rainbow trout)
Lineage: Eukaryota; Metazoa; Chordata; Actinopteri; Salmoniformes; Salmonidae
Product: cyclin-dependent kinase 1
Biological process (GO): protein phosphorylation; mitotic G2 DNA damage checkpoint signaling; G2/M transition of mitotic cell cycle
Cellular component (GO): nucleus
Molecular function (GO): ATP binding; cyclin-dependent protein serine/threonine kinase activity
Source: RefSeq, a predicted model, not a curated record
UGUACCCAGCAGUAGUACUCUAGCUAGCUGACUAAUAGAGCCACACUCAUUUUCCAUUCAACAGUCGCGUUACAUAACGACAUGGCACAACCGGUAUAAAAGUUUUACAUUUUUAGCAACAUGUAUUUGUUUGAUCGAUUGUAUUGUAGCAGUUGUCAUGAAAUUGAAAAUGUAACUAGCUAGCAUUGAGGGAAACAUUCGCUAGCUAGCUAUCACAUGCACAGCUUUUGAAAACGAGGAUAUUGGAAAUUAUCACUAACAAGGCGUCACAUUAAAUAUCACAAAGUAAUGUUAUAUUGUUUUGUUAUCGAGUAAUGAUACUAAUAUAAUGUUCAUUGUUGACUGGCUACCGAAGUUAGGGAACAAUGAAUGAUUACGUGAAAAUAGAGAAAAUCGGAGAGGGUACCUAUGGGGUUGUGUACAAAGGCAGACACAAGUCGACAGGCCAGGUAGUGGCCAUGAAGAAGAUCCGACUGGAGAGUGAGGAGGAGGGAGUGCCAAGCACAGCUGUCAGAGAGAUCUCUCUGCUCAAAGAGCUAGCGCACCCUAAUGUUGUACGCCUUCUAGAUGUGCUGAUGCAGGAGUCCAGACUGUACCUCAUCUUUGAGUUCCUUUCCAUGGACCUGAAGAAAUACCUAGACUCUAUCCCCUCGGGCCAGUACAUGGACCCCAUGCUUGUGAAGAGCUAUCUGUACCAGAUCUUAGAGGGCAUCCUGUUCUGCCACUGUAGAAGGGUCCUCCACAGAGACCUGAAGCCCCAGAACCUGCUGAUUGACAACAAGGGAGUGAUCAAACUGGCAGACUUUGGGUUGGCCAGGGCCUUCGGGGUGCCAGUCCGGGUAUAUACCCACGAGGUUGUGACACUGUGGUACAGGGCUCCUGAGGUUCUGCUAGGUGCCGCACGGUACUCCACCCCUGUGGAUGUCUGGAGUAUCGGGACCAUCUUUGCGGAGUUGGCCACAAAGAAACCACUUUUCCAUGGAGACUCAGAGAUUGACCAGCUCUUCAGGAUCUUCAGGGCCCUUGGUACUCCCAACAAUGACAUCUGGCCAGAGGUAGAAUCUCUGCCUGACUACAAGAACACGUUCCCCAAGUGGAAAUCAGGGAAUCUGUCCUCCAUGGUGAAAAACCUAGAUAAGGAUGGCAUUGAUCUGCUCGCUAAAACGCUGAUCUAUGACCCACCCAAGAGGAUCUCUGCUAGACAGGCUAUGAGCCAUCCAUACUUUGACGACCUGGACAAAACCACUCUACCUGCCAGCACGGUCACGAUGUAAAUGUCACAUGGCUCUACUCAAAGGGCCUGAAAAAGAGUGCAAUUAUGGAUGUCUAUUGAAUUUGUUAAUUAGAUUUUUUUGUAUCUUUGUUCUUUCUUUGUUUGUCCUUUUUCUAUCUAAUAUGAAUAACUAUUCUGUAAAUAACUUUUAUGUAAAAAAACAAAAAGUUUGGAUCUAAAGUGACAGUAUUUUCAAUAAAUUGCACUUUUGCAGAACUGAUACUUCUAAA